CGGCAGGACCCCGAUCCGUGCCCACAUGCCCACCCCGCGCCGGGGAAGGGUGUUCCCGGGGCGGGCGAAGGGCGGGAAGGGGGGCGGGUUAUCGAGAGGGAAAAGCCACGGCUGUCGGUGCAGAUCGAGCUCGCAUCCAGCGCCGACCGUCGGGGCUCCUCGUCCGCCUGUGGCCAUGGGGCUGCAGCCGCGGCGAGCCGCGGGGCCCUGCCCGCCCGCGGGGCGAGGCGCUGCCCUGCCCGGAGCGCGCCCCGCGGCUCCCUGGGCCCGCAGCGAUGAGCCGGAGGGGGUUCCCGGCCGCACCGCCACCCUGCCGCCCCUCCUGCCGGCCCCCACGGCUUCCUCCGCUGCCCCCCGGCCGCAGCCCAAGAAGCCGCCGGCGGCCGCCUCGGCUCCCAAGAAGGCAGCACCGCGGCCCGCAGAGGAGAAGGCGCCGAGGAAGCCGCGUGGAGCGCCCCCGGAGCGGCCGGGCCCCCUCUCCAGCUCCUGGCCGUGCUCGUCCCUGCAGCGGCCGCCGCCGCGGAGGCCGCCGACCGAGCGGGCAGCGCGGCCCCAGCCCGCCCCGCCGCAGCCGCGAGGGCGCCCGGGGGCAGGCAGCCGGUCCUGCGAGAGCCUCGGCGGGGGGCCGGGGGAGGCGGCGGGGCGCUUCUCUCUCAGCCUGCCCCCGGAGGCGAUCCGGGUGCUGCAGCGCCGCAGCCUGGAGCGGCAGCGGGGGCAGAUCACCCCCGCGCCCGGCGGCAGAGCGGCCCUGGCCCGGCGUGGCGGCGGCGACCUGCGCGCCCUGCUGAAGGUUUCGCUGCUCAACGACCAGCACCGCUACGACGACGAGGAGUACGAGGAGGAGGAGGAGGCGGGAGCCGCAGCGGACGAGGGGCUGGUGCGGAAAUGCACUGAGUGGCUGCGCGGCGUGGAGAACGCGGUCGGCCGCGACCACCCCGACCGGCUGGAGACGCUGCCGCACCUCGGCACUCUCUGAACCCCGCCGGGACCGGCUCCGGGGGAGCGGCGCGGAGGGGGCCGCCGGAUCGGGAGGUGGGGCCGCCGUCUGCAGCCGUCAUGCCCUUUGUGGUGCCGUCGGCGCCGGGGAUUCCGCGGUGGGGCCCGUCGAGGAGCCCCCGGCCUGGAGCCGAUCCCCGGGGCGGCGCCGCCGCUGGGGCGAGGGACAAAGGAGCGGCGACGGCCGGUGCCCGGGUGCUCGGAGGAAGGGCAGCUGGCUGUGGGCGUCCUGCUUCUACCCUUGGGGUUUUUUAAGACUUACGAAUACUUUAUAAGAUGUGCGUAAUGGUUUUGUAUAUUUGUACAUAAAAGUUCAUUUUUAUUUAUUUGAAUAAAUUACUCUUGUGUUGCGGUAGCCUUUGCGGCUUGGUAGCUUCGCGUCCCUAGUCUGGCGGUGUCCACCAGCGUGUGUUCGCUGUCUCGGUGUCCUAAAGGUAAGGAUGGCGGGCCGACCACCGUGGGAAGAGCCUGGUGCCGUUCACAGGUUAGCUUGUUGAUUCAGUCGCCGGCAACUCGGCUCCAAAGAAAACGCUGAGGCGGCGGAGGCGGGAUAUCGAGCAGGUGGGGGCGAGCCCGUCCCUGCUGGGGGGCAGAUGGCAGCAGGGGCGGCCACCGCGCCAGCGGGGAGCAUCCCUCCCGGGAAGAGACUUGGACAACGGGAGGAGGAGGGGGCAAUGCGGGCGGCCGCAGAGUGGGCAGAGGCUGAUCCGGUUCCCUGCGCCCGGGGCCGCUUGUGCGCCGGGCAACGGAAGGGGAGCGGCUGGGUCUGUGCGUGUUCAGCGCGAUUUCACCCUUUCCCAGACAGUAAUUCAGACACAUCCGACCUCUCGAGCUGCUGCCAAUUUACGAGGUGGAGGAGGAAGGAAGGAGGGAGGGAGCGCAACGUCAGCAUCCUUUGUCAGCACUCCUCGGCCUCCCAUUGCCGGGGCCCACCGCAGCCUUUCCCGCUCCGGGCUGUGACCGUGCCUGGUGCUCAUCAGAGCUCUGUGUGUUGGGAGAGGUGAGGGGGGCCCGCGAGAGGUACAAAAAUUACCGUCAGAAAAGGAAAGGUAAAUCUUUAAUAGGCUGACAGUUGUCUCGGCCGCCUGCUGCCGUUCUAAUAUUGUUACCCAGCUUCUCAGGACAACAGUCAGACCUAAGCAUUUACUGUGAUUGUAUAAAUGUUUUGCAAAUGAAUGUUUGAGCAUAUAGGAACACGUUAAAUUGAAUUACUCUUCGCAGAGUAAAACAAAGAUUAGUGCCACAUAUUGAGCGUUAUACAUUUCACUUAGAUGUCAGUUGUUUACACCAAAUGACAUUUGUGUUGACUGUUCCAUUAAAUCAUGGAAGAUAAACCUUUCUAUAUAUUAAUUGCACCAUGUAGCAGUGUGCUACAUUUUGGUUUGUUCAAGCACUUUUUUCCAUUUUUUUUCACCUGCCAUUUCAGGAAUGACAUGCUUUGAGAAAAUAUUUAUUUAUUAAAUGCAUUGAUACUGCCACUGAAAAAGUGAUGAACCAGUGUAAGACAAGUGUGAAAUAGCUAUGCUCAAAGGCCGCAGAGAAAAGCAAGGGGCAUGAGAAUUUACGGAGUCUGUUUCAUAUACACAAAUGCAAAGAUUCAUUUGUAGUGAUAGCGAUGAAAUACAUGCAUCUUCAUAUCACUUUAGCUGAGUUUGCAUGUAGUUCUAUGUAAUUAUCAAUUUUCAGUAACAUCUUCAAGCAAAUAUGCCUCAAAAAUUGCAAAUUUCCCACCAAAUUUAAUAUAUGCUGGAUUGAUGUAGUCUCACUUUUUAUUGUUGUUUUUCCGUCUUCUAACAAUAACGAAAACGGUAGUAGUUGAACUAUAGCUGAAUUUUCCUUUUAUGUCUCUUUUGGAAAUGCAAGUUUACAAAUGAGCAUCCUGGACUCCUAAUGUUGUUCCUUGAAACUGCUCUAUGGUUUCAUAUCAACUAUAAUCAGUAUCUCCAAUUGCAAUAAAAAGUGAUUCACUCAUUAUGGGCUGAAGUACAUUUAAGCUCGUGAGGCUGAAAGCUGCUUUGUUCAGAGCCUGAAAUGUGGAUAAAAAAAAUCAAUAAAUUUGAAUGCACAGCAACAGAAAAUACAGCAUGAGCUGAGUGGGUGUGAAAUUGAAGAUGACUGCCAACUCUGACAAAGGAGGAACCUGCUCAAAGUACACUAGAAAGAAGAAUUUGAGAACUUGGGAAUUACCUUUUUUUUUCCCCUGAAGAAUUGAUUAGAGCAAAGCUAUCCAGAAGCCAUGCCGAUAAGAUCUUUUGUGUUAGGUAUGUCAUUGUGCAUGGUAACUGGAAGUGGGACUGAGAUGGGCUCAUCCUGAGAUGAUGUUAUGCAGUCCUGAUUUUGGGCCAGAUGUUAAGAGCCACUGGAUUCUCUGAAUUCGUAUAACUAAUGUCUGACUGUAAUAGUACCUCCUUCACCAAAUGGUAACAUUAAGAUUUAUUGUUUUCUUUAUUUGCUCCCUUUCUGUUCCCUUUGAAUGAUAAAUGAUGCCCCUAGUGUUCU
This is a messenger RNA of Corapipo altera (White-ruffed manakin), 3495 nucleotides long. RefSeq names its product proline rich 18 (gene PRR18). The transcript has a single exon. The coding region runs from base 26 to 976 and encodes 316 amino acids. Lineage: Eukaryota; Metazoa; Chordata; Aves; Passeriformes; Pipridae. The record is from RefSeq and is a predicted model, not a curated record.